CAGACAGAGACGGUUAGUUUGCUCCCAAACCCCGUCAGUCUGUCAGUGGUCUGGAAAUGCCAAAGCGCCUCCUCGCUGCUCACGCGCUCACACACAAAGCAGAGGGUUCCGGUGGCGAGAGCUGGAACGAUCCACUGAUGCCGCUUCUUCGUUUAGGUGCUUAACUGCUCCUUAAAAACGUCGAGGGAAUCUCUUGUCCUCCGACGUUGGUUUUUUUUUUUUUUUAGUUUUUUUUUCUUUCUUUCUUUCUUUUGGUUUGCGGAUUUAGACACAGGAUUGUUUUGUGAUGGGUGGUGGAAGCGAAUCACGGAUUUUUUCUCUUUUUAUGGAGACCAGAGUGAGCCGAUUUCAUACUGUUGAAAGCAAGUUUUAUCUUGAUAAGAAGCAAAUGGUGGAACAGAGGAUUCUUUAGUGGCAAAGGAUACUUACUCAAGAGAUUAACACUUUCCACACAGUUUUCUCAACUGAAAAGGGGUUUUCUGGUCCGCAACAUUGGAUUUUACAUUUUGUUUGACUGACGCAGCAUCGUUUUGGAGUAUCUUAUUUGGAGAUUUCAGUCAUUUUAUUCUACAUUUCGUGGAAGAAACAAUCUUUAAAAGAAUAUACCCGGACGAGACGAAGUUAUGGAGAUGCCAAUGAAAUAAAACCUGUAUCUCCAGGUCAAAUGACCGCUUUCACUCGUUCUCCAAUUUAACCACCUUAUAUAUGACAUGGAAAAACGGGGACUCCACAGCGUCCUUUAUUAUUUCAUUCUGAAUGCGCCCCUGCUAUUCUGUGUAAAUGCCACAUUUACUGAAGUGCCCAAAGAUGUGAGUGUCGGUGAGGGCGAGGAUAUAGAGAUGCCGUGCGCUUUUCGAGCCGUCGGAGUCUCGCCGUUCUCUCUGGAGAUUCAAUGGUGGUACCUCAAGGAAGCGGCCCCUAAAGAGCUCGCUCACGAACUGCAAAUUAGCGCUCCGGCCAACAGAGCCAAGGUUGCCCACCGGGACGCCACGAAGAUAAGCACGGUGAGGGUCCAAGGCAACGCCAUUUCCCACAAGCUCAGCAUAUCGGGUGUGAAGAAGGAGGAUGAGGGAGUGUAUGAAUGUCGGGUUUUGGACUUGUACUCUGAUGAGACUCAGGAAUACAAGGUGCAGGCCACUCUGCGCGUGACACCGCGCGAGGGAAUGCUGGCCGAGGAGGCCGUGUCUCACAUCCAGAACCGAUGGCCACUGAGGAACAGCAACACAGCGACAGGUGGACGGGCUACUUCUGAACCAGGCCAGGGGCAGGGAAAACCCCGUGUGCCUCCGCCGGUUGGAAUGGGACCCGCUCCCGCUUCAACGACUACUGCGGGAUCUGCAGUCAAGUCGUCAGCUUCGCCUCGGCCAGGCAAUUCAUCUAUCCUGAGACAACAGCACGGAUCCGGUUCUGGAACCAUGGCAGCCACUGAACCACUCCUUUACAUCACUCUGCUGAUCCUGCAUAAGCUCCUCCCCUUCCUGUUUGCCUACUAAGAGACCACAGCCAAACAACUCGCAAUGAUUUCACUUUAUGUACCAAACGACAAAGGGAAAAUAUAACUACGUAUAUAUAAAUAUAUAUAAAUAUAUCUACCAUUAUGGCACAUCACAGAGAGGGAUGGGAUAUGACUUUGGAGAAAACAAAAAUAUCAAAUAAUAAAGAGAAGGCCAUUUUCUUUUCUGGGACUUAUGUAGAAGAUCUGUCUCAGAUUUGGAUGUAAAAUGGAUUCUAUAUGAAGCAUGAUGAAAAAAAAACAACACAAAAAAAUUAAAAUGAGUCUAUGUGAAUUAGAGCUUCACAACUGUGUCAUACACACAACUGACAUCCAUAAACGCUGCAUCCAGUUUCCAAAUACUAGUGUUUGCCUUGCUAAAUGCAUGGCUGUCUUAAUUUAUUAUUAUUAUUUUAUUUUUAUUUUUAUUUUUAUUGUUUUUCAGUUAUCAAUUAAGGUAUUUGUUUGUUUUCCAGCUCACUACGGUUUUAAUUUUAGCAUUGUUCUUACUGGAGUAUCUGAUGUUGAAUCAUAAAUGACUUGGUCUUUUGAGAUCACAUUGUUUUAUUGUUGGUUUUGUUUUAUCAUUUUAUCAACUUUUUUUCUUUUCUUUUGCAUGAACUGUUCAGCAGUCUCAUUUUUCAUUUCAUAAAUGUGAAAGAAGGCGCUUUCUCAUGUCAGUUCUUUCUACAAGACUGUGUGUAAUACUGUGUAUUCUGUUUCCUCACAUCUGACUUCUGAGUUCUCAAGCAUUUUUUGUCUCAUAAUGUAUAAAAUUGCAACCUUAUAUAUUUUGAUCAAAUAAGGCACAUGUUACCAUAGUGGUUGUUAGUCACCUCUAAUAAUGUUUAUUUUUAUUAAAGGUAUGGUGGUCAAAAUAAGACAUUCAUUUAUAAAAUUAAAAAAAAAAAAAAAAAAAAAAAAAAAUGGAAAAAAAAAAAACAUUGGUAUGUUGCCAACACAGUUGAAAUAAAAGUUGUUUCUUUUCAAAAAAAAAAAAAAAAAAAAAGUUAUUUAGAUUUUUACAUCUCAACAGCACUUUGUUUUUGUUUUAUUCAGGUGCACAAACACCAGGCAGCUGCAUGACGGUAGCGUCUCAGCUAAACACUUCAGCCUCCCACGGGUGUCAUGAACUGUAAUGUAUUCUUCACAAUAGGAUAGGCCCAAUUCCAGCUGAAAAACACAUUACUCUCGCAAGCAUCACCAACUGAGCACAGCUGGCGUACAACUCAUGGUUCAUUUCAUUAGUCAAAUGCACGUCACCCUGUCAAAUAACUCUUAACUCUCUGCUGCUGUCUUCACUGAACCCUGCUCCACUCUCUUCCGCUCUACCUAAACACAUCUCCUGAUGAAUGGCAGAGGCAUUGUUCCUUGCUAAAACACUGCAUUCUAUUGUCUUAAUGGAAGCCUGCAAGGCAUCACAAACCAGACUCUCACUGACUUAGACAUUCAUUGUGUUUAUCGCCUCCGAGUAACUGACUUUCACUCACUUUAAAUUUAACAAGCACAAUGAAAAGUCAUCUUCCUUUCAAUGGAAUAAAUAACAGUUUAUACAAACAAAUGGAUCCAAGGGGUAAAAACGAGAAUCAAGCAACUAUCCACCACAACAUUAGCAUUUUUCUUUUUUAAAACAAAAUGAGCUAGGUUGCUUUUAUUCUGCUUGGUGAAGGCCUCUUCUCCCUAUCAAAUUAAUGAGUGUUUGACGUGGCCAUUUAUAUGUGUUACAUAACAAGGCCCUGAGUGCUUUCCUCAUGGCUGUAAAUCAUCCCUCAUUCAAGUAAAUAACACAGCUCCCUCUUAUUUCCUGUCCUGCUUCCUUCUAAAAUCCACUUCUCAAGGAAGCAUCCGAGAUAGACAGCAAAAUCCCGCUGUGGAUUUGAUACAGAUUCACUCAUGUAAGACACAUCAGUUGACAAUAACAAAGUGCAUAGUGGUUAUAAUUGCUUUGUCAAUGAUUAAUUAAUUUGCACUCUUUCUCUGGCAGUCAAUGAGAAUUAAAAUGACAUUGCCACAGAGGAUUGAAGAUGUAUAUUUGGUUGCUCUUUUAUAGCUUCUUAAUUUUGUCUCAGAUAUUCAAUUAAAUAAUUCCUUAGGAAAAAAUAAAAUGAGACAAUUACUGUCAUAUAAUAAAAGUGCAGAGCUAUAAAAUUAAUGUUUGUUGUUAAAUUUCAUAUGAUUUGGUUUUGAAAGAAUGAUCAGAAAUGUUUGCAUUAACAUUAAAGAUGUACACUCAAAAAAAUGGUGUAGGAUUUACCCCGAAACAAUUUUCACCCAGAAAUUGCAAGUAAAUUUCACAAAUAAAUGCAGAAACAGAAAAUAACACAUUGAAUUAAACAUGAAAUAUUGAUGUAGAAAGACUGAAGGAGUAUUUUCUUGUAAGACGUACUCUGAUAAUCUUUGUUUUAUUUACAACUUCGAGGAAAACAAUAACAGAAACAUUUUUUUUUACAGUAUGCAUGCAAAUCUGAGAACAAUUUGUGACACAGAGAUCUACCCUGAUAUAGAGGAGACUCAUGAGAUUAUAAGGAUUGUUAUCUUAUGAUAAAAAUCUGAAAAGCAGGACACAUUUCUGGUUUCCAUUAUGGUCGCAUUACUGAGAAACAACAGAGAUAUGAAAGAGAUCUCAUUCAUCAUAUUAUCUAAUAUGCAGAAAGCCUAAAGUAAAAUGCUGUUGCUUUAUGACAACUUUGUGUGCUUCAGUUAUGCUUGUGCCUAAUGGGAACAGCCAAAUGCUGAUAUCCCUGGGAUUUUAAACAUUGCGGAUUAAAAAUAAAUGGUAUGGCACAUUACAAAGAAGAUUUUCCUUACAUAUAUAUUGUAGGCUAUAUAAGCACGUUUGAUCCAGAAAAUCACAAGUUCAUAUUACAUCUGCGGUAAAAAGGGAUAGAAGAGGUUAAUGCUGCAGCUCCAGUACUUAACUGUGGUGACUUUUCUUUUAUAAGGUGAAAUAAAAUGUGCACUGGGCACAAUGCACGCAAUAUUUAAGUAAUAUGCCAAAAUAAAUAAAAUUGCAAUCUUAAGAUGUU
This is a messenger RNA of Ctenopharyngodon idella (grass carp), 4518 nucleotides long. It is a transcript of the gene vstm2b, whose product is annotated as V-set and transmembrane domain containing 2B. The transcript has 5 exons. NCBI's taxonomy places the organism in Eukaryota, Metazoa, Chordata, Actinopteri, Cypriniformes, Xenocyprididae. The coding region runs from base 711 to 1493 and encodes 260 amino acids. The record is from RefSeq and is a predicted model, not a curated record.